Molecule: messenger RNA, 7824 nt
Organism: Oncorhynchus keta (chum salmon)
Lineage: Eukaryota; Metazoa; Chordata; Actinopteri; Salmoniformes; Salmonidae
Gene: eif2ak3
Product: eukaryotic translation initiation factor 2-alpha kinase 3
Exons: 18
Coding region: 342-3794 (1150 amino acids)
Biological process (GO): protein phosphorylation
Molecular function (GO): protein kinase activity; ATP binding; protein binding
Source: RefSeq, a predicted model, not a curated record
UUCUGCUUAGUACGCGACUUGUGCAGAUUGAUGGUGCAGGUGUGCAAUCGGCUUUCUAUUGCUUGUCGUCUUGUGUUUAGUUGCUACUUGUCUGUCCUAUUGCUGUGUGGAGACGGGGAGGGAGUAGCGUUACUAAGGCCAGUCUUGUGUCAGGUAUGAGGGAAUAACAGUAUGGUGUCUUAACGGUGGUUUGUUUACCUGGCGAAGGAGAUGACUUCGAAGAAAGAACAACUCUUAUCUACAUUUACUUGUGCAAAACCUACUCUGCUAUUUUUAAAUUUGUACUUUUACUCUGGGCUUGGCAUGUGAAUAGUCUAUGUACUGAUGUGCCAUUGUUACAAAUGGAAAGGGAGUUUCACUUUGGGAACGUGAGCAUAUCCCUAGUGCUCAUGUUGUUUUUGAGGGCUCUGACUGGGACGUCUCCAACUCUAAGCUUUACCUCCGGGAGAGAGCCUCAACCCGCAGCCGCUCUGGGGUCACACAGAGCCGGGGAAGAUGGAAACGAAGGGGUGUUGGUGGAACGGGGCUUGGAAAGUAUCGGCGGUCCUCUUCCGGGUGUUAUCGGAGAGGUGACCGUGGAGGAUCAUGACGAUGAGAGCGGGGCGACCGGGAACGGAGAGGAGUCGUACGGACAAAGUGACGGAAACAUCAGACCGAAACGCUCUCUGGUGAUCAUCAGUACUCUGGAUGGUCGUAUCUCAGCUCUAGACCCCUACAACCAGGGACGCAAACAGUGGGACCUCGACGUAGGGUCAGGAUGUCUGGUCUCAUCCAGCCUCAGCAAACCAGAGGUGUUUGGUAAUAAGAUGUUCAUCCCAUCAUUGGACGGAGAGUUGUUCCAGUGGAAUAGAGACAGAGAGAGCAUGGAAGCUGUUCCCUUCAGUGUCGAGUCUCUCCUGGAGUCGUCCUUUCGCAUCGGGGAAGACACGGUCCUGGUGGGGGGAAAGAGUCUCACGAGCUACGGUCUGGGAGCCUACAGCGGCAAGCUGAGGUAUAUCUGCUCAGCAGUUGGCUGUAGCCGCUGGGGGGAGGAGGAAACAGAGCCUGAGGAUGUGUUGCUGCUGCAGAGAACCCAGAAGACCGUCAGGGCCGUGCGACCACGCUCCGGCUUGGAGAAGUGGAACUUCAGCGUGGGGAGCUUUGAGCUGAGGUUUGUUCCCGACAAACAGCUGACCAGUAACUUCCUGGAGGGAGAGAUGGCGAGCGGCGAGGCCAUGUGGAAGGAGGAGCAGAGGAGCAGCGGGCAGAAGGUUAUCAUGGAGGAGACCACAGACAACCACAGACACACAACCACAGACACGCACACUGACGCACCUGGGUCUGGGACACCAGACCUAGUCAUCAAGGUGUCUGUUCCUGACUGGAAGGUGAUGGCCUUCAGCACCCAGCCUGGAGGAAAGCUGGUCUGGGAACAGCAGUUCUGCACGCCCAUAGCCUCUGCCUGGUUGGUUGGAGGGGGGAAGGUAACGCCCAUCAGCCUGUUUGAUGACACGCCCUACAGCAGUCGUCCUGACGCGGAGGAGCAGGAGGAGGAGGACGAGGACAUUAUGGAGGCGGCUCGGGGAGCUACUGAGUCCAGCGUAUACCUGGGUAUGUAUCAGGGCCAGCUGUACCUGCAGUCGUCCGUCAAGAUCUCAGAAAGAUUCCCAUCUAAAGCCCUAAACGGGCCCGGUCCGAACCCGGACACCGUCCCUACCAUCAGAUGGAAACCUCUCAUACAUUCUCCAUCUCGGACUCCUGUUCUGGUUGGUUCUGAUGAGUUUGACAAAUGUCUGAACAACGACAAGUUCUCUCAUGAAGAAUACAGCAACGGAGCUCUGUCAGUCCUGCAGUACCCGUAUGACAACGGGUACUACUACCAAUACAGUAAGCGUUACCGUGGGCGACGCGGCGUGGCGGAGGUCUCUCUGCUGAAGGGUGGUGGUGCAGUGGGGGAGAGGAGGAGGAAGGAUCCGGUCCUGUUACUGCCCUGGUGGAAAGAGAUUCUAGGGACCAUGGUGUUCUGUAUCGCUGCUACCACCUACAUAGUCAGGAAGUUCUUCCAACCCCCCGCCCCGGUGGAGUACAUACGGCAACGCAAGGAGUCGGAGACUCAGUGUCAGACAGACAGCAAGUAUGACCUUGAGGUGGCCGAACCCAAAGAGACGGUUGUCAUGGAGACCCGCCCCAGUGAAUAUGUAUCCAGGUACCUGACAGACUUUGAGCCGGUACAGUGUCUGGGUCGAGGAGGGUUCGGUGUCGUGUUUGAGGCUCGGAACCAGGUGGACGACUGCAACUAUGCUAUCAAGAGGAUCCGCCUUCCCAACAGAGAGCUGGCCAGGGAGAAGGUGAUGAGAGAGGUGAAGGCUCUGGCCAAGCUGGAACACCCAGGGAUCAUCCGUUACUUCAACGCCUGGCAGGAGAGCCCUCCAGAGGGCUGGCAGGAGGGACAGGACCAGCGCUGGCUGGAGGAGAGCACUACCGACUGGCCUCUGAGCUCCCCCGACCACAUGGAGGUGCUGUCUGUCAAAGUGCCCAUCUCGUCUGUCUCCAGCCCUGUGAGUUCUGCGUCUGGGCUGGACGGGGCCUUCAUGACUGACCACGACCAAUCCAUGCUCUCCAGAUCCGUAGGCGGGGCCAUGGGAUUUGGCUGUGGGGCUAUGGACUUCAGAGUUGGGACUGACAUCCCCUUCCCCCUGCUGAUUGGUCAGGACAGUAUGAUGUCAGAGCUGGAUAGCCAACCAGACGCAGAGGCCUCGACUUCAGACACUCCCCACUCCUUUGAGCUAUGCCCCCCCCGCGGCCCCAGCGACUGCACCUCGUCCUCCUUUGACAUCGUGUUCGAGGACUCGGGCUGCGACCGUGACGCCGACCCUGACCCUGAGGUCAUGAUCCCCUCAGAAGCAUCCGGAUUGGCCAGUACCCCGCUCACUGAGAAGGCUAGCUCCUCCUCCUCCCACACCAGAAGAACCGACCCUUUCCCCGUACCCGUCCCACCCUCCUCCCCCUCCAUCCCUCCCUCCUCCUCUCCUCCACGCCCCACCUCCCUCUCCCUCUGCCUGGCCCCAAGCCCCUCCCGGACCCCGCCAACUCUGCGGCCCCAACCCUCUCCUAAAGUCUACUUGUACAUUCAGAUGCAGCUGUGUCGUAAAGACACCUUGAAGGAUUGGAUGUCUCAGAGAUGUCUGCCUGAACACAGGGAACAUUCUCAGUGUCUGGGCAUAUUUCUGCAGAUCUCUGAAGCCGUUCACUUCCUCCACAGCAAGGGCCUGAUGCACAGAGACCUCAAGCCCUCCAAUAUCUUCUUCACAGUAGAUGAUGUGGUGAAGGUUGGAGACUUUGGUCUGGUGACAGCCAUGGACCAGGAAGAGGAUGAGGAUGAUUCAGGACCCCUAACUCCCAUGCCCAGCUACGCCCGUCACACUGGACAAGUCGGCACCAAACUAUACAUGAGCCCAGAGCAGUUGUCUGGUGACUUGUACUCUCACAAAGUGGAUAUCUACUCUCUGGGUCUGAUCCUGUUUGAGCUGCUCUGUCCUUUCAGGACACAGAUGGAGAGGGUCAGGACUCUGACUGAAGUCCGAGGGCUGCAGUUUCCUGCUGUCUUCUCCAAGAACAACGUCCAGGAGCUGGGCAUGGUCCGUAGCAUGCUGUCCCUUAACCCGGCGGAGCGUCCUGAGGCUGCUGACAUCACGGAGGAGCCUCUGUUUCAGGAACUGGAAGUCCCGUGUCGCCUGGCGGUCCGACAACGAUCCCGGACAUACAGCGCCUCGUCAGCCGGAUGGCCUGCACGCACCUCUAUAGCCUCUUCCUGAACACACACACACACACGAACGCAACACACACGAACGCAACACGCACACGCAACACACACACACACACACACGAACGCAACACGCACACGCAACACACACACACGCAACACACACACGCAACACACACACGAACGCAACACACACGAACGCAACACACGAACGCAACACACGAACGCAACACACGCAACACACACACGCAACACACACACACACACACACAUGCCAGUCACCCCUGUUCCCCCAUUCUCAGUCUAAUGCCAGACAGAACCUCCUCCUUCUGACACACCACCAAAGAGACCCUGUUGGACAUCUCUCACAUCGUUCCUACAGUAACCCGACUACAGUAACCCGACUACAGUAACCCGACUACAGUAACCCGGCUACAGUAACCCGACUACAGUAACCCGACUACAGUAACCCGACUACAGUAACCCGACUACAGUAACCCGACUACAGUAACCCGGCUACAGUAACCCGGCUACAGUAACCCGGCUACAGUAACCCGGCUACAGUAACCCGGCUACAGUAACCCGGCUACAGUAACCCGGCUACAGUAACCCGGCUACAGUAACCCGACUACAGUAACCCGACUACAGUAACCCGGCUACAGUAACCCGGCUACAGUAACCCGGCUACAGUAACCCGGCUACAGUAACCCGGCUACAGUAACCCGACUACAGUAACCCGACUACAGUAACCCGACUACAGUAACCCGGCUACAGUAACCCGGCUACAGUAACCCGGCUACAGUAACCCGGCUACAGUAACCCGGCUACAGUAACCCGACUACAGUAACCCGACUACAGUAACCCGGCUACAGUAACCCGGCUACAGUAACCCGGCUACAGUAACCCGGCUACAGUAACCCGGCUACAGUAACCCGACUACAGUAACCCGGCUACAGUAACCGUACUCUCACACAGUGUUUGUUCAUUCAAUCUCUCCCUCCUGCUGAGCCCUGCUGAACCCUGUACCUUAUCAACCAUAUCUAGAUGACACCUUGUUCUAACAUGAACUGUCCUUAACAGCUGGUAACUAGUACUGACAACUAGUACUGACAACUAGUAGUGAACUAGUACUGAGAACCGGAGGCUGAGACAGACAUGCCUGAUUUGGGUGAAAAACCUUUUCCUGCUAGUUCUGUUUAAGAUGAUUUAAAUGUAUUUGCUUUAGGCCUUAGGAGGUUUGUGAGGUGUUAACUGCCUUGGACCAGAAGACCUGCCCUCCACUAGAAUGAAUUAAUGAAUGGUGCUGAGGAAUGUUUCUACAGCAUGAUGGGGAUCACAGGGCUAAGAAAUCCUCAACGCUAUCCUCUUUUUGUUGUUGCAAAUGUACAAAGUGAACUCUGUUUAAGUUGCUAAGCCAGAGCAGGACAAUGAUUUUCCAAAAUGUUCUCCCUGCCAAUUUUGUAAAUAAGUAAACAAAAAAAAUUCAAAUGAUUGUAUGUUGUUAAAAGAUGUGGUGUGGUCACACCUGUGUAUAUAUACUGACUGUACUACGGUUCCAUUGCUUUGUAAAUGGCAGAAUGAAGCAUUAUGAUGUCCGAUGAAGGGAGAGAGAGAGAGAGGAGAGCUGCACUCGAUCGCUAGCUGAAUGUGAUCUGGUCUCUUAAGCCCGGAGGAUACUGUGUCAUCGACAUGGUUCUUUCUAUCUAAGAAAUUAGAAGGGAGAGUGGAUGUUUGGUCCUCUCUGCACGUUUUAAAGGCAAUAUUCCCAUGUUUGCGUUAAGACCCACAUUCACGGAAAAAGCUCUGUAUGUUUUGUUUUUCCACCUUUUGUUUAACCAGGUCGGGCCAGUUGAGAACAGGUUCUCAUGUACAUGUACAUCUCAUGUUGGCUUGAUUAGAACUUGGCCUUUAAAUGUUGUCAAUUGCUCUAUAAGGUGGCUCUUCCUCGGUCUGCAUUUCAUUUAGGCCCUGAACAAGAAUGAACUGAUUCUAAGUUGAGGAGGACCUCCCAAUAACAUGUUGGACCUUUCAUUAUGUGAUAAACACCAUGUUUUCUCCUCUGGACAGGAGAGCAGUGCUUUACAAAAGUCUUAUCAAGUCCUUGUUACUCUUAUCACUGAUAAUUGUAAUGUACUAUAAUUAUUGUUUUAUCAAUUGUACUUUUUCUAAUGAUUUUUGAAAGGCUUUUUUUCAUAUAAUCCUGCAAGCUUUUUUGAUUACUGUAAAGUUUUUGAUUACUGUAAAGUUUUUGACUGGAGAAGCUGAUAAAUUUACAGCAGAGAUCUGUUUUUUUUGAGUAGAGAUGACAGAGAGGAGAGUCUGCUGAGGUAGAGCUGGUUCUGUUGAGUAGAGAUGAGAGAGGAGAGUCUGCUGAGGUAGAGCUGGUUGAGUAGAGAUGAGAGAGGAGAGUCUGCUGAGGUAGAGCUGGUUCUGUUGAGUAGAGAUGAGAGAGGAGAGUCUGCUGAGGUAGAGCUGGUUCUGUUGAGUAGAGAUGAGAGAGGAGAGUCUGCUGAGUUAGAGCUGGUUCUGUUGAGUAGAGAUGAGAGGAGAGUCUGCUGAGGUAGAGCUGGUUCUGUUGAGUAGAGAUGAGAGAGGAGAGUCUGCUGAGGUAGAGCUGGUUCUGUUGAGUAGAGAUGAGAGAGGAGAGUCUGCUGAGUUAGAGCUGGUUCUGUUGAGUAGAGAUGAGAGAGGAGAGUCUGCUGAGGUAGAGCUGGUUCUGUUGAGUAGAGAUGAGAGAGGAGAGUCUGCUGAGGUAGAGCUGGUUCUGUUGAGUAGAGAUGAGAGAGGAGAGUCUGCUGAGUUAGAGCUGGUUCUGUUGACUAGAGAUGAGAGAGGAGAGUCUGCUGAGGUAGAGCUGGUUCUGUUGAGUAGAGAUGAGAGAGGAGAGUCUGCUGAGGUAGAGCUGGUUCUGUUGAGUAGAGAUGACAGAGAGGAGAGUCUGCUGAGGUAGAGCUGGUUCUGUUGAGUAGAGAUGAGAGAGGAGAGUCUGCUGAGGUAGAGCUGGUUCUGUUGAGUAGAGAUGAGAGAGGAGAGUCUGCUGAGGUAGAGCUGGUUCUGUUGAGUAGAGAUGAGAGAGGAGAGUCUGCUGAGGUAGAGCUGGUUCUGUUGAGUAGAGAUGAGAGAGGAGAGUCUGCUGAGGUAGAGCUGGUUCUGUUGAGGAGAGUCUACUGAGGUUUGGUCAAAAUAAAAUCACUUUUUUUAUAACCCAAACUGGGUUGAACCAAAUGGAACCAAUAAGGCUGAAACAACAGAAACCUCGCUGAACUUGUCCAAUAAAAAAAACUCUGGUUUUCCAUUGCAAAAUGUUUUGCUACGGUGUGCACUAAUGAAUACACCCCUGGUUUAAAUGUUCAGACUAGAUCUUACAGUUUAUAACCUUUUCCCUUUGACCUACUGUAUCCGAGUCCCAGCGAAGAGGGUUGUUUUAUUUGUAUUCAUGUUUUAUGGACUAUAUGAAGGAAUUACCGUUCUCUGACUUUGCCUUCAAACUCUGAGAACAUCUGCAGCAAGUACCUAAAUUGUAUUUCUGUCUGUCUGCAAUCAAUAGUAUCUAAGACCUUUAGAUAAUACUGUCAUCUCUGCUUUUAGUUCUAGAAGUAGUGUUAUAAAUGACAACUAUAGUUGAAUUAGUUUAUAAGAUAUAGUUAUCUAAUGGAUAUUAGGGUUUUCUGUCUCUUCUUCUCUCCUCCCUCCUCUCUUCUCACCUCCCUCCUCUCUUCUUCUCUCCUCUCUUCUUCUCUCUUCUCUUCUUCUCUCCUCUCUUCUUCUCUCUUCUCUUCUUCUCUCCUCCCUCCUCUCUUCUUCUCUUCUCUCUUCUUUCCCUGGAUGUCUGGUUCUGCACCUCUGACCUCUCCCUUGACCUGUAGUUAAAUGUAUCUGUCCAUCUGAUCUGGUAAUGAUGUAAAUAUGUUUAUUUUGUUUUAUUUAUGUUUAAUGCCGAAAUCAAUCAGUUUUGGGUUGGUGGUACAUUUAAAUAUAUAUAUAAAUAUAUGAUGAAUGCACUUCGUCCCAUGAAGUGCAUUGAAAUAUGGUGACUUCUUCCAAGUCUUACAUUUAAUAAACACUUCUAUUACAUUUGUAAA